This is a messenger RNA of Corticium candelabrum, 1647 nucleotides long. RefSeq names its product syndetin-like. NCBI's taxonomy places the organism in Eukaryota, Metazoa, Porifera, Homoscleromorpha, Homosclerophorida, Plakinidae. The transcript has 16 exons. Gene Ontology annotation, molecular function: SNARE binding. The record is from RefSeq and is a predicted model, not a curated record. Gene Ontology annotation, biological process: endocytic recycling; retrograde transport, endosome to Golgi. Gene Ontology annotation, cellular component: EARP complex. The coding region runs from base 14 to 1501 and encodes 495 amino acids.
CCGGUUGGAUGAGAUGAGAAUGUUUCUGGAGAACGACGCGUGGCAGCUGUGUCCUGUUCGGUCAACGUUCUCGAUCAUGCAACUUCAUGAGUUUCGUUUUCUCAGACCAGCCGUUGACAGUCGAGUAAAACUUGGAGAUCUUGCACUGAACAAAGGAGGUGAUGGCUCACCAGACUUCUUUACACGUUACGCUUACCAUGGAAAUCCAUUUGAUGAGACAACAGAAGAGGAAGAAGAAGAGAUCAUGUCAAAUGAAAUUGAUGGCAUGCUUAAUGUGGACAAGAGGCAGUCGUAUUACGAUGAAGAUGAUGACGAUGACAUAGCCGAUGAACUCAAGAAAGAUUUUGUUGAUGAACAGACGGGCGAGCAGCCAAUAUUUAGGAGGUCAUCAAAAACGUUGUCUGCACAACGAAUUGUGAGAAGACAAUCGUAUGAGAUUCGAGGACCAAUUAUUACGAAUACGACGCUUAUGAUUCUUAGAUAUUUUGGUAAAUACAUGCAAAUGAUGAAUGUAUUGAAGCCUAUAGCAUUUGACGUUCUUACUUACAUGUCACAGCUGUUUGACUUCUAUCUCUUCACAGUUUACUCAUUCUUUGCAGUAGACAGAAAUGAUGGAAAUCAUUUUGGUCUCAGUCCUCAUAUUACUAAUACGCUUGAUAGAAUAUCCGAUAGUUUGUUUAUUUCACAGGGUGUGGUGACUACUCCUUCGGAUGAUGUGAAAGUUGUUCAACCAUGCGUAUCACCACUUAUUGAUCUCUCCAAUGCCAACACCUUGUUUGGCCUCUCAGAAAGAGAAGUUGCCGUCGAGUCUCUUGUUUUUCUUGCACAGCAAUUUGAGUUUCUCCAGCCUCAUUUGGAGUCUCUAAUUCCGUCUGCAAAGAGAGCGUUUCUUGCACAGUUUUCUUCACAAACCGUUAGCAGAGCGUUUGAGUUGAGGCAACCUGUUUACAGAGGAGUUGCAGAUAGAGCUAUCAAUAUAGAUAAGAUAUUGCACAUGAUGAGUCAGGUAAAGUGGGACAUCAAGGAGAUCAUGUCGCAACACAGUCCAUACGUGGAUGUUACUGUGCAGGAAAUGACGUUAUUCAAAGAAAGGCUACAAGCGGCUGAAAGGCGUGUCCCGAUUCCUCAAACAGCCACCGACAUGAUGUGGAGACACUGUAUACGACUAGUCAAUCGAAUGUUUGUUGAAGGAUUUUCAUCUGCCAAGAAAUGUAGCAAUGAAGGUAGAGCAUUGAUGCAACUCGAUUUUCAACAGUUUCUUGUAAAGCUCGAGACUCUUACUAAUAUUCGACCGAUUCCUGACAAGCAGCAUGUUGAGACGUACGUGAAGGCGUAUUACAUUGGUGAGAAUGACUUGGAGCAAUGGUUAAGAAAUCACAAGGAAUAUUCAACUAAACAGCUGCAGAGUCUAGUUACUAGUGGCAUUGGUGCUCAUCUUAGUAAGAAGAGCAAACAACGACUUCUAUCUGUUGUUGAUGAAAUUGAAAAGUUGAAGCGAUAGCAGUGACGGUCAUCACGAGAAUAGACAGUGAAGUUAUUUUGUGAUUUUGCAAAAUGCAUUGUGCACAGGUAUGCAUAUUGUUAGGGUGUUGUGAUAAAUGAUAAGUUUGUAGUGAUGCUCUCAAUAAAGUCUAAGUCUAUUAUUGG